Oppia nitens is the source of this 1634-nucleotide messenger RNA. RefSeq lists its product as uncharacterized. Bases 60 to 1463 code for a protein of 467 amino acids. The record is from RefSeq and is a predicted model, not a curated record. Lineage: Eukaryota; Metazoa; Arthropoda; Arachnida; Sarcoptiformes; Oppiidae. The transcript is spliced from 2 exons.
CAACUCAACUGAUCUAACAAUUCAAUUGAGAAAUAGCCYUAAACUAACUGAUCCUAACMAUGAGAUUAGCAAUCAUUUUAUUUUUGUGCGGAUGGGUAGCCGCUAAUGACUCUAAUAAUUUUGGCAAUCAAUUGCACGAUAAAGUGACCGGUUUUCUCGGAAAUCUUUCUAAUCGGUUGCAAAAUGGCGAACACCAGCUCUUAGAUAAUCUGGAAAAUGCCGCCAAUAAUAUCAAUAAACACUUCGAAAAGGCAGUCAUUGAGGAUAAAAAAAMWCUUGAAAAUCUCUACAAACAGAUCCAACAGAAAAUUCAGGAGUUAAAGAAACGACUCCAUCCCGAAGAUAAUACCGAUGCCAUCAAUACCCGAGUGGCCAGARGUUUGUUUAGCAAUGUUGGCGAUAGAACUCACGAUCUGUUGCGCAAAGCAGAAGAAAAAKCACUGGAAUUGUUGAAGAAARAAGACAAACRACUCAAACAACAAAUUGAAAAGUCUUCCGGAGAACAGAAGGAGAUUCUUCAAAGAACCGAAAAUUUCAUUAAACAAAAGAUCAAUGAAUUGGAGAAUCUUUUGAAUCGCAACGGAACCGAAGCCAACGCCAGAGUGACCCGCAGUUUGAUUAGCAGUGUUGGAGAUAAAGCUCGCGAUUGGGUGCGCAAAAUGGAGGAAAAAGCAUUGGAACUGUUGAAAGCAGAAGACAUACAACUGAAAAAAGAAAUUGAAAAGUCUUCUGGAAAACAGAAAGAGAUUCUCGAAAAUGCCGAUAAAAUUGUUAAACAAAAGAUCAAUGAAUUGGAGAAUCUUUUGAAUCGCAACGGAACCGAAGCCAACGCCAGAGUGACYCGCAGUUUGUUUAGYGAUAUUGAAGAUAAAGCUCGCGAUUGGAAGCGCRAAGCAGAAGAAAAAGCAUUGGAACUGUUGAAGGAAAAAGACCAACAACUCAAAGAACAAAUUGAAAAGUCUUCCGGAGAAMAGAARGAAAUUCUUCAAAGAGCCGAAGRUUUCGUUAAACAACAGAUUCAAAAAUUGGAAAAUCUUCUGAAWCGCAACGGAACCGAUGCCAACACAAGAGUGACCCGCAAWAUAUUUGAUGACUUCAWAAAUGGUGCAAAUAAUUUGUUAGAUAACAUUMAGMAUCGUUUCCAAGAAGCACCAGAAAAAAUARCAGCCGAUAUCGAUGGCGUCAAAAAUCUGAUUCAAAACAAAGUACAACAGAUGACCGAGAAUUUGAAAAAAGCCGUUAAGRAUGGCAGUCAAGAGGCACAAGAACUGCAUAAAAAGUUAACAGACUUUCUGAACAACAAAAUASAAGAAUUGGAACAAAAMGAAAGUGAAUUGCAAAAGAAAAUCCAAGAAUCAGAACCCGAAGUGAAAGAAAAAUUGAACAAAAUUUUUGAUAAACUCGAGAAAGAAGUUCAAGAAUUGAAGAAACAAUUGAAURAACUGACGGGAGUCAAGGCAUAAGUUAUUGUUAUUAAUACACAUAUAAUAAUAAUAUGAUUUAUAUCUAUUCAAAAUGUUUUMUCUUUUAACUCUCUCCUCAAAAUGUUAUCCUUUUUAUAAAAUGUUAAAUUUUUUAAAUAACUUUUAAUGUAUAUUUUUAAAUCUUCAAAAUUAAUAAAAUGCAUAAUCAAA